AUGGCCGCAAUUCCUCUGCUGAAGAACGAGCCCUUGGGUUCUGACGAUGACUACAGCGACUCUGGAGAACUCGUCACCACUCGAAGACAGAGAGCUCUGCUCCGGACGGAAAACAUUUGCUGGGCAAUUUUCUUCGCCUUCCUUCUCGCUCUGACUCUCGGCAUCUCUGCUGGCGUUGCGACACUGGUGGUGCUCAAUUUCAGACCGCAAAGCCCGGAAGUGGAUUCUUGCAUCAAGAAAACAGCUGCUGCUUCGCCUGUAACAAGAGACCUGGAUAUCACAUACCACAUCCAGCAGUUCAAUGGAUCUUUCAUGGAAGAAAACGUCUAUCGCAGGAAAGGUAGUCCUGAAGUCGAUGCAGCCUGGGAAGCUCUUGGCGUAAAUUGCCGAGCCGUGCAGAUUCCAGCAGAGGUCGGACCACAAGUAGGCUUGACGCAUAACCAUGUCCAGAUCAAUGAGGCGUACGGUGGCGGAUUUCCGGCUAACGUGGAAGGGCUUCAUCAGCGUUCUCUCGUCGCGACACACUGCCGGAACCACGUCUGA
Pseudocercospora fijiensis CIRAD86 is the source of this 543-nucleotide messenger RNA. RefSeq lists its product as uncharacterized. The record is from RefSeq and is a predicted model, not a curated record. Gene Ontology annotation, biological process: mycotoxin biosynthetic process. NCBI's taxonomy places the organism in Eukaryota, Fungi, Ascomycota, Dothideomycetes, Mycosphaerellales, Mycosphaerellaceae. Bases 1 to 543 code for a protein of 180 amino acids. The transcript has 2 exons.